Molecule: messenger RNA, 555 nt
Organism: Aspergillus pseudotamarii
Lineage: Eukaryota; Fungi; Ascomycota; Eurotiomycetes; Eurotiales; Aspergillaceae
Exons: 1
Coding region: 1-555 (184 amino acids)
Source: RefSeq, a predicted model, not a curated record
AUGUACAUUGUGCAGAGCGAUGGGUAUGCGCAUCUACCUGAGGCGGAGGAGGAGCAGCAGCAGAAGAACCAGGGGGGUGGUGCUGUCGGGGUGAUAUAUAUGCCGACCAAGGAUGAGAAUAAUAGGAAGAUGGCGUUUCCGGGGGGUGGGGUGUGGUUUCCAAUGGGCGAGGGGUGGGAGGUUAGUGUGACGGUGAGGGGGGGUUAUCGGUUUAUGUUUAAGGGGAGGGCGGAUGGAGUGAGUCGGGUGGUGGAGUGGGAGAAGAGGGUGGCCAAGGGGAGGUCGUCGUCCGAGGCGUCGGAGGCCAGUGAGAUGAAGCCGGAUUCGAGGUUUACGCUGAAUAUUGCCGAGUCUGGACUGAGGCGACCGUGCUUGGCGACGUUGACGAGGCAGGGGUUGAAGGUUGGGGGGUGGGAUCGGGCACAGAGGGAGUAUUUGGCUUCGUCAUUACGGUGUGAGAAUGAAGUGGAGGAAGAUGCAGCGCUGUAUACGUCCAUCUUGACGAUGGGAGUCUAUGUGGCGGCGCAAGAGGGUUGGUUGAAUCAAUAUCUCUAA